CAGUCAGUAGCCAAUCGACCGAGCCAUGCUUAAACUAAAACAUCGCUAAUAACAACGGAUGCGAAUAUAUGUCUGUCGAUGCGACAGUCGACUAACGCCGAGGUAUUGGUUUGUUUCUCCCGAAAUGACUAUUCAAUACGUCCCAAGAGCUUGUCUGAUUCGGAUCAUCGGAAGCAACCCUCUACGGUUAAAAGGAGAAAAACAGGACAGAGCACCAAAAGUUUUCCACCACGCGAUCAAGAGGCAGCAGACAACAAGACAAGAAAAGUGUACCUAGUCCUCCUGUUCAUAGGAAGAGGGGGUGGUGAUUGUGCAUUUCACCCAGAACAAAGGUGCUGAGAAGAUCACUGCUGUGGAAAUCUAGGUGACGAUAAUUGUACAGGGUUACGAAAAGUGUGCUACAUUUCCUGUGAAGGUGCUAAAUUUACUAGAGUGUGAUUUUUAUACCAAAAUAUAGUACAUCCGUUGUUUCCCGGUUACCGUGGAGAAUCGUUGCACGUUCUGAUGCACUUCUAAGAGCUCAGCUGUUUUAUUGUGAGGCGUUUGAAAAGGAAACCAGUGCGAAAUUAGAAACUACUUUUUACGUAAGAAGUUUAAGCAAGCAUCCAAGUAAAUCAUUACUGGAAAAAAAAAAUUACUUCAGAUAACUCUUGAAGCGUAGUGCGAUACAACACGUCAGUAGCGGAAAACUUAUCCGAAUGACAGUGCUGUUACAUAAAGGCUAGAAGUAAAGUAUCACAACCGUGGAAAAACGGGGCCAUUUGCGGAGGUCGAGUCAGUGAAAUCGUAUUUGGUGCUGCGAAAAAUCAUUGAAUGAGUGUAUCUGGUAAGCGGUAGUAAAAUCAGCGAAUCGCUUUUUGUUUGUGGACAACGAGGUCGACAGAAGAAAAUAACGCAAAAAUCGUACGAUUGCAAAGAAAUAUUACUUAUUUACCAGCACCUCAAAGAAUAAACGCGGGUGUUGUACUAGCGAAGCGUAGAACACAAAGUGAUUCACGACGUCAGCUGUCUGCCUCUGUUGGUGGCGUGUGUACGUUGGCGGUUCUAUACAGUCGUACUUAAAGAUUAUUGACCUCGUCGGAUACCAGUGCAUUGUGAAACACGGAAGAGCAGUCAUAAUUUUUAGAGUUCAAGGAUCAAAACUAUGAUUUUACAGUAGCCGUACUAACAUUAAUCAUCAGAAGCUCGUAACUCAGCACUAGAGAUCAGGAUUAAUUUACAACUCACAUGUGUCAGUUCGGACGCCGAUAGCUCGAAAGAUGGUACAAUGUAUCUCCAUCGGCGACAAUAGAUAAGAUACUUCUUCAAGCUACCUUGUGAACUUACGACAACAUAAGUAAACCACGCACAUCACAUAUGAUUUACUGCGUGAAUCUGGCGAGACGGACGACGGAUAACGACGGUUGGUUUUGGCCUUCGCCGGGAGUAUUGACAUCGACAGUGCGAAAUUGAUUCUAUGAGUAACGAAUUCCGAUCAAUUUCAACGGUUGAUUGACAACGGGAUUGUGACUGCGGUCGGUGCCCACGCAAUAGCCACACUGCCCAUCACAAUGGGUGAGGAGAGCAUCGAGUGUAACGAGGGCAAGCUGAUCACUAAGAACGGCGGAUACAGUCCAGUCAAACAGUCAGAAAAUGGCGAUCUGGCCCGGAAUGAUAGCCAGAAGAAGAUAGUCCAAUUCGACAGAUUGACAAACGACAGCAGUCAUGCAGCAUCUUCCAACGGUCGUAGCUCCAGCAGCGGAGGAAGCGAUGAGAAACAUCUGAUACCAAUAAACAAUGGCAUGGCAUCUGGAGCAAACGAUGGUCACGGUGGAGAAAAACCUGAAUCCAAAAUUGAAGAGGACGAUGAUGAUGAUGAUGAUUAUGAAUUGGUACCACCGGACGGUGGAUGGGGCUGGCUUGUGUUGGCCGGUUCAAUGUUAGUUAACAUUCUUGUACCUGGCACUAUUAAGAGUUUUGGAGUUUUGUUUGUGGAAUUUCUCGAAGCAUUCCAGGCGACACCGUCAUCUGCAGCAUGGAUUCCAGCGUUAUGUUACUUUCUGUACAGCUCACUAGGACCCCUGUCCAGCAUACUAUCGGUCAAGUACAGCUACAGGACGGUUACAAUUGUCGGAGGAACGUUUGCCGCGGUUGGGAUGAUCAUCACCUAUUGGGCGACUUCAGUUAGUUACCUGUACAUCAGCUAUGGAGUAUUGGUGGGGACGGGAGCUGGACUUUCGUUUCCGCCUACAGUUUACAUAGUUACGUCGUACUUUGUGAAGCUAAGAGGUUUGGCAAAUGGACUGUGCAUUUCCGGUAGUGCGUUGGGAUCGAUCAUAUUGCCUCCAGUUUUGAGAUAUUUAUUGGUUAACUUUGGUUACCGGGGAGCUUGUUUGAUCAUGGGUGGGGUCACCCUCAAUGUUUGGGUAGCAGCUAUAUUCUACCAGCCGGUGGAAAACCAUAUGAAACGCGUGAAAAAAGUCAAACAAAAUGCAGAGAUAAUGGGCAAUGAUACCAUUAUGGAGGAAUCUGAAAACAAUGAUGAUAUGAAAGUGGGGCAUGACCACGAGAAAUCUGCGUUCAAACCAAAGUUUAUGAUCACUGGUGAUGAUACUCCCAUUGCUACACCAACAUUGGAACACAAAUCUCCGGAUAUUUUCCGCUUUAAUCCCAAGAAUGGAUUGGUUGACAGCUUUGCUAGAAGUGUAUCGGCAGCAGCCGUGCCUGCAUCCUAUCACAAAGAGGAUGGUAGCCACAGGCAUCGUAAGAUCAGUACUCCCAUUAAAGAGGAACACCGAAACUUAACCUUCACUACACCACUGAACGAAUCACAGGGAUCACAUUUCCGAUUGAAUAGACUGAACUCUAUCCGUGGGCAAAGGCCUCCAAGGCGAUCCCCGUCUACUAGCAGCUUCCAAUACAUCAGCACGCCAUAUCACGGAAGUACUCUCUCAGCUCUUCAGCCUAAAGAAUUUGCCUCACACCUUUCUUUAAGAUCGAUCGCAGAUAGUUUCAAGCCAUCCACCAAACAAAUGGGUGCUAAGUCCGAGGAAAAGACUGAUAGCCAAAAAUACUUUGAUCUUACUCUUCUCCGUGAUCCAUCAUAUCUAGUGAUACUUAUAUCCAACUCCACCAACGCUAUUGGUUACACCAACUUUAUUAUCUUACUACCAGCGUACGCAAUCUCACUAGGGUUUGACAAAAGCCUCGCGGCGUAUCUGCUUUCCAUUGUUUCAACGUUAGACCUGGUAGGACGUAUCGGAGGCUCGGCGCUUUCGGAUACCAAUCUCAUCCCCAAGACGUGGUACUUUGUUGGUGGUCUCUCAAUAUCGGGUCUAGCAUUGGCUGUUCUUCCAAUGGCUAGUUCAUAUACUAUGGUAAGCGUUUUCUGUGCUCUAUUCGGUUUAGCUUCGGGCACGUAUGUUGGAAUCACCGCCGUUAUCAUGGCGGAUAUGCUAGGAACCGAACGGCUUACAUCAUCGUAUGGAAUCAGCUUAUUCGUAAACGGAAUUCUGCAACUUAUCGGACCGCCGAUAUGUGGAAUUAUUUUCGAGCAGAUGGGUGAUUAUCGGCCAUUGUUCACUGCACUUGGUUUCGUUCUACUUGGAGGAUCCACGUUAUGGGGAUUCAUGCCUUUAAUACGAAGAAAUAAACGCCGCAAUCUGCAAAAAGCGGCUGAAGCUCAACAGGAUGCAGAGAAAAGUCUAAUAGCUUAGAAUACGUGAUCCAACCUAAAGACCAAUCUGGGAACCAGAGCUAGUUAUUUAUCUUGGUAGGUAUUGCGCAUUGCGUGUAAUAGUUGUGCGCAACAACUUUUAAAACUACGGUUUUGCGUUGAAUCGAUUUAGAGUCUUCUGCGCACUUAUUUCUUGUGAACUAAAGGAUAAGUGCGCCCAAGCAUUUGCGCACAACUAAUAGCAAAAAUAUUACGUGCAGUGCGCAAUGCGCAAUAUGCGUUCAUCCUAGUUAGAUAUCGAUGCUUUAUACAGAAAACAAUCUACAAGAUUUUAAUCUUCGAUUCUCUUACGUGUGGAUCGACGAUGAUCGUGAUAUGACAAUUCAAAACAGAUUUCUUUCAAAAUAUGCAGGAAAGUAAGAAGUAUUUAAGUGCAUGUAAAAUAAUCACUGUACGGCGUAACCGUAUUCUACGAUACGGUGUAGCAGAAGGGCUACUACUGUAAAACUGAUAUUUAGGUCAAAGAAAAUGAGAAAAAGGAAAACAAUACGAGUAUUAUAUUUUUAGGUAUUUUACAAAUUGUGUGAGCUAGAAUCUGAGCUGAGCGUAUGAAUGAUUA
Ochlerotatus camptorhynchus is the source of this 4274-nucleotide messenger RNA. It is a transcript of the gene hrm, whose product is annotated as hermes. The record is from RefSeq and is a predicted model, not a curated record. Bases 1551 to 3695 code for a protein of 714 amino acids. Gene Ontology annotation, biological process: transmembrane transport. Gene Ontology annotation, cellular component: membrane. Gene Ontology annotation, molecular function: monocarboxylic acid transmembrane transporter activity. The transcript has 3 exons. NCBI's taxonomy places the organism in Eukaryota, Metazoa, Arthropoda, Insecta, Diptera, Culicidae.